This is a messenger RNA of Magnolia sinica, 1405 nucleotides long. Its product is annotated as probable jasmonic acid carboxyl methyltransferase 2. The transcript is spliced from 4 exons. Bases 64 to 1206 code for a protein of 380 amino acids. Lineage: Eukaryota; Viridiplantae; Streptophyta; Magnoliopsida; Magnoliales; Magnoliaceae. Gene Ontology annotation, molecular function: S-adenosylmethionine-dependent methyltransferase activity. Gene Ontology annotation, biological process: methylation. The record is from RefSeq and is a predicted model, not a curated record.
GAGAGAGAGAGAGAGAGAGAGAGAGAGAGAGAGAGAGAGAGAGGGCUUAGAAUAGAAGAAGCCAUGAAACUGGAACAAGUUCUGCAUAUGAUUGGUGGUGAUGGGGAAACAAACUAUGCGAGUAACUCAGCACUACAGAAAACAGUAAUAUCCAAGGCAAAACCCAUUGUGGAGAAGGCCAUUCUAGACCUCUAUUGCAUUACCUUCCCGAAAAGCCUCAGCAUUGCAGACUUGGGUUGUUCUUCAGGUCCCAACACCCUCAUGGUCAUCUCUGAGAUUAUCGAUGCUGUGGACCGAAGAUGCCACCAUCUGAACCGUCCAUCGCCGGAGUUCCAAGUGUAUUUGAAUGAUCUUCCAACCAAUGAUUUCAAUGCCAUCUUCAGGUCCUUGCCAGGCUUCCAUGAGAAGCUCAAGAAAGAGAAGGGGAGAGAUUUCGGGCCAUGCUACAUUGUUGGAGUGCCUGGUUCCUUUUAUGGACGCCUCUUUCCUGACAAGAGUCUACACUUCGUUCAUUCUUCUUAUAGCGUGCAUUGGCUCUCUCAGGUACCUUCAAUUCUCGAGAGUGAAAAUUACAUUGGAUUGAACAAGGGGCAUAUCUAUAUAGCAGAGACGAGCCCUCCUCUCGUUCACAAAGUCUACUUGGAGCAGUUUCAAAAGGAUUUCACAUUGUUUCUAAGGUCAAGAUCACAAGAAUUAGUUCCGAGUGGGCGCAUGGUACUAGCUCUUGUGGGACGGAUUGAUAGUAAUCCCAUUAGCAGGUGGUGUGGCUACAUUUUCGAAUUACUAGCACAAGCACUUAAUGACAUGGUCUCACAGGGAAUUGUUGAAGAAGCGAAAGCAGAUUCAUUCAAUAUGCCAGUUUAUCUACCGUCUAUUCAAGAACUGAGGGGUGUGAUCGAAAAAGAAGGAUCCUUCCAUGUUGAUCAACUAGAAAUUAUUGAAUUAAAUUGGGAUCAAAAUCAUGACGACGACAAUCCGAACUGCGUGCCUGAUGUUAUGACGAGUGGCAACAGCAUUGCAAAGCGUAUAAGAGCCAUCUCAGAAUCCAUGCUUAUUAAUCACUUUGGAACGGCAAUAAUCGAAGAUCUGUUUGAGAGGUUUGCAGCGAAAAUUGCAGGGCACCUAUCGAAAGAGAAAAGCAAGGUUUCUAAUCUUGUCAUUUCCAUGAUCAAGAAAGACGAAGAUCGACUUGUGGCUUCCUUUUGAGGUAUCCACAACCAUCUAAUCAAGCUAUGAGGCGCUGCAACUGAAUUGAAUGGUGGGCCGCGUGCAACCAUCAGGACUUUCUGGGUUCAACGGAUUAGUGGGGCCAGGCCCAUUCAUUUCCACGGUUGAACGUUACGAUUUAUGGAUUUUUGUUAUGUUUUUCUAUGUUAUGAAUAUAUUUUUACUUUUUAGCCUUGCA